AUGACGCCCGCACAAGUUGUUUUUACUGUGGAUUUCUUCGACUCGUACUACUUCGCUACAUUCAUCCCGUCCACAGCUCUAAAGGCGCUGGUAGCAGUGAUGGCUGUGGAUUUUGUCCAGACGGCAAGUGAGAUGUUCGAGCUGCGCCAGAACACGCAAAAAAUACUGGCUCAACUCCGUCAACAGGCAGACUCACUCGGCGAAAAUGACAACCUUCUCGACGCUAUCCGUGUGCUUUGCAACACUCCAAAAACCCUCCGGAUUCGAACACACAGUGAUAUCAAGAUUCGCUCGUGCAUUUAUCACCAACUAUCGCAGGAGAAUAGGCUGCUGCUUCGUAGAAUUGAAUCCAGUUCAACUCCUGACCCUAGUUCAUACGUGCAUCAGGGUUCCUUAAGUAAGGCCCACGUGUCACCGAGAACAACACCAUCAACUUCUGUUCCUGCUGCAACAAGUUUGCGCAAUAUGGUCGCUAUCCAGUAUCUUCCUCUUAAAGGUAAAGCCACCAAGGGGAAGAGCGCAAGCGAUGCAAAACAGUUGAGAAAAGCUUCACCGGUCCAGCAGGGCGUUGCCUCUUCGAGUAUUCUCCAGGAUACGCUGGAAGUACUGUUCACGUCGGAGUGUCUCGUGUUGACCGAGUAUGUGGAAGUUUUCAUACCGCUGUUCUACGCUAGCUUUGUCGUGGCAAUGGUGCACUUACCCAGUGCCCAAUACCACAUUGAAAUGGCGGGUAUUACACACGAGAAUGUUGACGGCAUUGUUUCAACGAUUUUCCUGUACGCGCUGCUUGAAUUCGUAUCGUUGGUGCUUUUGGUGAUCGUUACGAAGCGCAAUUGCGGUCUCAAUGCACUCUACCAGUUGGCGUUCGUGCUCGAGACACAGUUAUCUUUCAUUCUGGCUACUUUGAUGCAAUGGAUAUUUUUCACAUUGACCCUCCGUGUUUCACAUUUCGGUAAGUUCGUAUACAUCUGCUCUUGUGCAUUCAAAACUCUCGUUGAUGGCUGA
Molecule: messenger RNA, 1005 nt
Organism: Phytophthora sojae
Lineage: Eukaryota; Oomycota; Peronosporomycetes; Peronosporales; Peronosporaceae
Exons: 2
Coding region: 1-1005 (334 amino acids)
Source: RefSeq, a predicted model, not a curated record